Halteromyces radiatus is the source of this 824-nucleotide messenger RNA. RefSeq lists its product as uncharacterized. Bases 122 to 679 code for a protein of 185 amino acids. The record is from RefSeq and is a predicted model, not a curated record. The transcript is spliced from 3 exons. Lineage: Eukaryota; Fungi; Mucoromycota; Mucoromycetes; Mucorales; Cunninghamellaceae.
UCAACAACAACAACAACAAUCAUCCGAUACUUCUUCUGGGGAGUUUCAUUCCAAUAAUAGCUCUUCACAAUCGCAUGAUCUCAGUGAUAAUCGUCAUACUUCCUCGACAGCCUCCUUUUUAAUGUCUUCUCUUGAUGAUCAAGUCAGAUCUUAUGGCCAAAAUGUAUCCAACCAAAAUAAUGCUUUAACCGAGAAUAAUGGCACAUUUGUGAAUCAAGGAUAUAUGAAUGCUGCUCAACGUAUACCUCCUGGUUUUAUGUUACCAAGUCCUGAAUAUCAACCUGCGAUUAAAUUAGGACCCAACAUGCCUUUGUUACCUGGUAACUUUUCUAUGGGUGAUGCUCCUCGUCCUCCACCUUCUUUGGCUCCUUCUUUUUCAACUGGAACAACUGGAUCUCAAUAUCAUCAUCCUCGGCCUAUGUUGUCACCACCACCCUUUUUAUCAAACAAUAAUAACAAUUAUGGAAUGCCUUCUUUUCCUAUAUUCCCUCCACCCCCUCAUCCUUCUAUGUUUAUCAACAAUAACAAUGAUAGUAUUAUGUUACCACCACCUCCCCCUCCUCCUCAUCAGCAUCAUUUUAUACCUCCAUCUCUUCCUCAACAUAGUUUUAUUCCUCAAAUGCACCCAUUCCCUUCUCAAUUUCAUCAUCAACCUUUAGUCGGUGAUCUCAAUAAAUGAUUCGAUGUAGGGUGUAUCUGAACGAUGGAUUUAUACUCCGCAUGUGAUUUUCGAAACAAAUAUCUCUUUCUUUUCUUGCACUGCCUCUUUCCUUUUUUUUUUUUCUCUAUUUAUUUUUUUUACUUAUAUGUGUAAUGCAUCUUCA